UAUCUUCCCAGGACUGCAUUUAUGUAGCAUUUAACAGCAGAUUUUAAUUUAUCAGACGAAAGUCGCGAAAGGCAGGAGAUUUACAGUGUUUAUAAUGUUUUACAUUUGGUAAGCGGGGCUAAAUGGAUGAAGAGUGGAGUGUUUUCACUUGGAUUAGACCUGAAGGCCACAAUCAUGGCGAAUCGAGAGAAUGAGAGAGUUCAUUUGAAUCAGUGAUGUUUUUAAUUUUACUACCUAAUCAUGUGUGGAAUGUUUAUGCCAGGGAUCAAAGACCAUCCGCACUUUUAAAUGCAUAAGAACUGGACCUGUGUGAAGGAAAAGAAUCGAGCUUUAUGCAGAAUGAUGUCUGUGUACACGGAGUUUGUUGCUCCUCCGGAGUGUCCUGUGUUUGAGCCCAGCUGGGAGGAUUUCUCUGAUCCUUUAGGAUUCAUCAACAAAAUCAGACCCAUCGCAGAGAAAAGUGGCAUCUGCAAGAUCAGACCACCUCAGGACUGGCAACCUCCUUUUGCUUGCGAUGUACGGAACUUUCGCUUCACACCCCGAAUCCAGCGACUCAAUGAACUUGAGGCUCUCACCAGAGUAAAACUCAACUUCCUGGAUCAAAUCGCUAAGUUUUGGGAACUCCAGGGCUCCAAACUACGAUUCCCACAUGUGGAGAAAAAGAUCUUGGACUUGUAUCUUCUUAGCAAGAUUGUGUCUGCAGAAGGAGGGUUCGAGGCCGUCUGUAAGGAAAAGCGUUGGUCUAAAGUAGCCGCUCGUAUGGGUUUCCCAUCUGGGAAGGGUACCGGUUCACUGCUGCGCUCCCACUAUGAAAGGAUUCUUUACCCAUACGAGCUCUUCCAGUCUGGAGCUUCACUCUCGGGCAUUCAUCGGCUGUGCCAAGAAGAUGAAGAUGAAGCUGAAGAAAUGGAUGAAGGAAUUGAGCAUGGCUUUGAGGAGGAAGAGGAGGAAAAAGAAGAAAAGCAGAAACUGAAGGAAAACCAACAGGAAUGCCAGAGCGACAAAUCCCAGAAUAAGGAGCAUUCUCUUCCAGAGAGACGCUCACGCCGUCUAAAGUCUGAGAGAGAAAACAAAGAGCCGAAAGCCCUUCAGCUCUUCAGCAGCAGUCCCAAAGUGGUGGAAAUGGAGAUCGUUCCAGCUGAUGACACGUUUGCGAAGAAACAGAAACAUCUAAAGGCUCAAGCAUUCGCCAUUCAGAUGCAUCCACGCAAAGAGACUCUAGAGGUCAAUUUUAUCGAGAUGUACAUGUGCAUGGCAUGUGGACGUGGAGACGAGGAGGAUCGCCUUCUCUUGUGUGAUGGCUGUGAUGAUAGCUACCACACUUUUUGCCUGAUCCCUCCCCUUCAAGAUGUGCCCAAGGGUGACUGGCGCUGUCCUAAGUGUGUGGCAGAGGAAUGCAGUAAGCCUCGAGAGGCGUUUGGGUUCGAGCAGGGCGUGCGGGAAUACACUCUCCAGAGUUUUGGGGAGAUGGCCGACAACUUCAAAUCAGACUACUUUAACAUGCCUGUUCACAUGGUCCCCACAGAGUUGGUUGAGAAAGAGUUCUGGAGGCUUGUGAGCAGCAUAGAGGAGGACGUAAUAGUCGAGUAUGGAGCAGAUAUCAGCUCAAAAGACGUGGGCAGUGGAUUUCCUGUCCGAGACGGAAAAAGAAGAUUUUUGGGUGAUGAAGAGGACUACGCCAACUCCGGCUGGAACCUGAAUAAUCUGCCAGUGCUGGAGCAGUCCGUACUGUCCCACAUUAAUGCAGACAUCUCGGGCAUGAAGGUGCCCUGGCUAUAUGUGGGCAUGUGCUUCUCGUCUUUUUGCUGGCACAUUGAGGACCACUGGAGCUACUCUAUUAACUAUCUGCACUGGGGUGAACCUAAGACCUGGUACGGAGUCCCGGCUCACGCAGCAGAGCAGCUGGAAUCGGUGAUGAAAAAACUGGCUCCGGAACUGUUCGAUUCUCAGCCCGAUCUGUUACACCAGCUGGUCACCAUCAUGAACCCAAACGUCCUCAUGGAGCACGGGGUUCCGGUGUAUCGGACCAAUCAGUGUGCCGGAGAGUUUGUGAUUACGUUCCCAAGAGCCUAUCACAGCGGCUUUAACCAGGGGUACAAUUUUGCUGAAGCGGUCAACUUCUGUACUGCAGACUGGCUGCCAGUGGGCCGUCAGUGUGUAGCGCAUUACCGCCGACUGCAGCGCUACUGCGUUUUCUCUCAUGAAGAGCUGCUGUGUAAGAUGGCAGCAGAUCCAGAGAGUCUGAACGUGGAGCUUGCAGCUGGUGUGUGCAAACAGCUGGCAGAUGUGGUACAGGAGGAGAGUCAACUGCGACAGGCCGUACAAGACAUGGGGGUGCAGUGCUUAGAGCAGGAGGCGUUUGAGCUGCUCCCAGAUGACGAGCGGCAGUGUUACAAAUGUAAAACCACCUGCUUUCUUUCUGCGUUGACGUGCUCGUGCAGCCCAGAGCGUCUGGUGUGUUUGUACCAUGCCGCCGAUCUCUGCAACUGCCCUCUCGCAAACAAGUGUCUCAGGUACCGGUAUGAUCUGGAGGAAUUUCCAGCCAUGCUGUUUGGCGUAAAGUCUCGUGCCCAGUCCUAUGAAACAUGGUCCAAGAGAGUCAGUGAGGCCCUGUCGGCAGAUCAGAAGAACAAGAAAGAUAUGAUUGAGCUGAGAGUGCUGCUGGAGGACGCAGAGGACAGAAAGUAUCCUGAGAACAAUCUCUUUCAGACCCUGAGAGAGAUGGUGAAGGAGGCAGAGACGUGUUCAUCUGUUGCUCAGCUGCUGCUCAACCAGAAACAAAAACACAAAAGGGAGCGCACGGAGAACAGUCGUCUGCGCACAAAGCUGACGGUGGAGGAGCUGAAAGCAUUUGCUGAGCAUCUCUUCCGUCUGCCCUGCAUCAUCAGCCAGGCACGGCAGGUCCAGGAGCUGUUAGAGAACGUGGAGGAUUUCCAUGAACGGGCGCAGUUAGCCAUGGCGGACGAGACCCCGGACUCAGCUAAGCUGCAGGUCCUGGUGGAGUUGGGCUCGGGGCUGGAGGUGGAGCUUCCCGAGCUGGCGCGAUUGAAGCAGGAGCUGCAGCAGGCUCGCUGGCUGGAUGAGGUGCGCCUCACCCUGCACGAGCCUCAGCGAGUCACACUGGAGCUCAUGAAGCGUCUCAUCGAUUCAGGAGUGGGUCUGGCACCGCACCACGCCGUGGAGAAAGCCAUGGCUGAGCUGCAGGAGAUCCUUACUGUGUCCGAGCGCUGGGAGGACAAGGCCCGCGCCUGUCUGCAUGCCAGACCUCGCCACAGUAUUACCACCCUGGAAAGCAUUGUUGUAGAGUGCAGGAACAUCCCUGCUUACCUGCCUAAUGUUCUGGCCCUACGAGAAGCACUCCAGAAAGCCAAAGAGUGGACGGCCCGGGUGGAUGACAUCCAGAAUGGCAUGAGCUCCGUAUACCUGGAUCAGCUGGAGGCUUUGUUGGCGAGAGGCCGUUCCAUUCCUGUACGUCUGGAUGCUCUGCCGCAGGUCGAAUCACAGGUGGCAUCGGCACGAGCCUGGAGAGAGAGGACAGCUCGCACCUUCCUCAAAAAGAACUCCACCUAUACAUUGCUACAGGUGCUGAGUCCUCGGUCUGACAUCGGUGUGUACGGCAGCAGCAGAAGCAAGCGCAGACGAGCCAAGGAGCUUCUUGAGAAGGAGCGUGCUGUGGAGCUGGAGAACAUAAGCGAAUUGGAUGAGGGCAUGGAGGAGCAACGCUCCCCCUCGGCUGUAGUGGCUGCUUUUAAAGCCCAGGAGCAGCAGGAGACGGACGCCAUGCACUCGCUGCGUGCUGCCAACUUGGCCAAGAUGACCAUGGCAGAACGCAUUGACGAGGUCAGGUUCUGUCUCUGCCGCAAAACAGCCGCCGGCGUCAUGCUUCAGUGUGAGCUGUGCAAGGACUGGUUCCACAGUGCCUGUGUGCCCUUGCCCAAAUCAGGCAUUCAAAAGAAGAUGGCAACAGGUGCCAGCUGGCAGGCUGCCGCCAAGGAGUCCAAGUUCCUGUGCCCGCUGUGCCAGCGCUCGAGGCGACCCCGGUUAGAGACCAUCCUCUCACUGCUAGUGUCCCUGCAAAAGCUGCCAGUGAAGCUGCCGGAGGGUGAGGCGCUGCAGUGCCUGACGGAACGUGCCAUGAGCUGGCAGGACCGGGCCAGACAGUCUCUGGCCACUGAGGAGCUCUCUUCUGCUCUAGCCAAGCUGUCCGUGCUCAGCCAGCGCAUGGUGGAGCUAGCAGCACGUGAGAAGACAGAAAAGAUCAUCAACGCGGAGCUGCAGAAAGCCGCUGCCAACCCGGACCUGCAGGGACAUAUUCAGACAUUCCAGCAGGCUGGAUUUAACCGCAACACCUCACCACGGCAAGCGUUAGACUACGACGACGAGGAGACGGAUUCAGACGUUGACAUCCGCGAGACCUACGGCUACGACUCCAAGGACUCUGGUGAAGUGAAGCCUUACUUGUUUUGUGAUGAGGAGAUUCCAGUGAAGUCAGAGGAGAUCGUCAGUCACAUGUGGCCGGCCACGCCCUCUUUCUGUGCUGAACAUGCCUACUCCUCAGCAUCCAAGUCCUGCCCACAGAACCCAACUACUCCUCGUAAACAGCCCAGGAAGACGCCCCUGGUUCCACGGAGUCUAGAACCUCCUGUUCUAGAGCUGUCCUCUUCUGCCAAGGGCCAGCUGGAGUCCCUAAUGAUGGAGGGUGACCUGCUCGAGGUGUCACUGGAUGAGACUCAGCACAUCUGGAGAAUCCUGCAGGCUACACACCCACCCUCAGAGGAGCGCUUCCUGCAGGUCAUGGAGUCAGACGAUGGUCUGCUGGAGAAGCCGAUGAAGCUGAAGGUGAAGGACAUAGAAAAGAAGAGGAGAAGGAAACUGGAAAAGGCAGAGCAGCAGUUGCUUUUGGCCUCCUCCGGUGUGGAGGGCCGGCCUAAAUGCAUGAAGAGGGUACUAGAGGUCGGUGGCAAGCCCAAAAAGAAGAAGCUCAAGCUCAGCCCGGAGAAAUCCCGCGAACUGAAGCAGUUAGCCAAGCGCCUCGCCAAGGAAGAGAAGGAGAGGAAGAGAAAAGAGAAAGCAGCCGCCAAAGCAGAGUUCGCCAAGGAAGGACUGGAGAAGAAGAAGGAAAGGAAGGUGCUGGAUAUUCCCUCCAAAUAUGACUGGUCUGGUGCUGAGGACUCCAACGAUGAGAAUGCAGUCUGUGCUGCAAAGAACUGCCAGAGACCCUGCAAAGAUAAGGUGGACUGGGUGCAGUGUGACGGUGGAUGUGACGAGUGGUUUCAUCAGGUGUGUGUCGGCGUAUCGUGCGAGAUGGCCGAGAACGAGGACUACAUCUGUUCGGCGUGCUCACGGAAGGCAGGUGGCAUGAUGGGAGUCAAAAUGGGCGUAGAGACUGUGGUUGUGUCGUCGACCAUGUGCAGUACACAGACUGUCACCCCAGUUUACCAAGCAGAGACUCAGGGGGGCAGCUAGCACCCUACAAAGACUUUCUACACCUACUGUCACGGUUCUGCACUUCCUUUGCAAACUCUCCCACUCUGUGUACCCAGGACAGCCAAUCAGCAUGCAGAUCCAGGCUACGUCUCUCAGUCUGACUGACUGACUGACUGGAUUAAGAGUGGAUUAUGGUUUUGCUUAGCUCGAGAGGUGUGCAGCAGUACAUAAAUAAAAAGAAUGAAGGAUAUGGCAUGAGCUAAGCGUCUGACCUGCUGUCCGGGUGGAUUCAUUGGAGAGGAGUCUGUGCAUAGACUUUUAUGUUUGAGGGUUAUUAUUUGGUAAAACUAGGUUGUUAUUGAUAGCUGGGGGAUGCAUUUUCCAUAAAUGAUAAUAUUUAAGUAAUAUGGCUACAAUGUUUCCUUAAAUCUGAUAUUUGACCUGAUAAAUAUACUUAUUUAUGGAUUUUAAAGUUUUAUGACUUUGAAAAUUCAUUUAAUUUGACCAUUUUCUUGGUACAACCUAAGAUCCUAUAUCAUGGAAACAUCUGGAGGAUGUGUAAGUCAUUUACCUAAACAUGAACAUUUCAGUUUCAUUUCAAUAAAAUGAAAUUACAGUCCGGGUGUCCACACAAAAAGGAUUGGCCGUGUCUGAGGGAAGAAAAGGUCGAACGGGUUCCACAUUCGCGUUCUCUGCUGGUGGGUAGCAGUAGCAGCAGCUGUAUGAGGGAUUACUGAUUCCCGGGUAGUAGUUUGUGACUCUGUGUUUUUCACCAUCUCUAGCGGGUGAAAAGAAGCGGUUUGCAGCAGCGCAUGCUCUUCUCGGUCAGGGUGGGGGUCUGCAGCACCGGAGGAAGGUACAGUUGGGAAAUGUGACACGACUAGAUUGGGAGGUUAACCAAUGACUGUGUAUUUUUGCAAAAAUUAUUUAGGACACGCAUGCAAAUUAAAGUAUUUGAUUCAAACUGUACUUAAGUCUAAAUAUAAUGAAAAAACGUAACGUAAAUCACGUAACGUCACGUUAAUAAAAACAUUUGACGCCGCUCAGGUGGCGCAGCGGUAAAAACACACACGCUAGCACACCAGAGCUGGGAUCUCGAAUACAUCGUAUCGGCUGUGCUGAGCAGCCACAUGAACAACGAUUGGUCUGUUGUUCAUAUAGGGGUGUGGUAUUACCCGGAUAGAGACUCUCUCAUAACUGAUGCAACUACUACCUCUGCUCUGCUGGCUGGUUGAUGGCGCCUGCACAGAGACGGGGGGAGAGUGCGGAUCAGGGUGUGUCUCUCCGUACACAGAGCUGGUCCGCAGCUGAUCUCGUCUAGUGUAGGGGACAAAAUGCAUACGGCUGCUGCCCACGUGUCGGAGGGGGCGUGGGUUAGCUUCAUUCUCCUCAGAUCAGAGCAGGGUCGGCAUUAGUGGAGAGGAAGCGUGACACAAUCGGGGAAUUGGAUGCGCUAAAAGUCGGGAGAAA
Molecule: messenger RNA, 6897 nt
Organism: Trichomycterus rosablanca
Lineage: Eukaryota; Metazoa; Chordata; Actinopteri; Siluriformes; Trichomycteridae
Gene: kdm5a
Product: lysine demethylase 5A
Exons: 27
Coding region: 289-5466 (1725 amino acids)
Biological process (GO): regulation of DNA-templated transcription; chromatin remodeling
Cellular component (GO): nucleus; chromatin
Molecular function (GO): DNA binding; histone H3K4me/H3K4me2/H3K4me3 demethylase activity
Source: RefSeq, a predicted model, not a curated record